CGGACAGGGCUUCCAUUCCAUUCCAUCCAUUCCAUCGAUCGUUCUUCCACCGGCCACUGCACCCAUCAUAUAUUGCUAGCUAGCUUGCCGAUCGACGACAAGCUAGUAAACUAAUCAAUAAUGGCGGCCCAGACCCAAAGCGCCAUUGAGGGGCUUCUCCGCGUCCUGGCGACGGCGAUCAAGGACGAGGUGCAGCUGAUGAGCGGCGUGCCCGGCGACAUGAAGUUCAUCAAGGACGAGAUGGACAGCAUGAACGGCUUCCUGAUGCACCUGAACAAGAUGGAGAGCGAGCACGACGACCAGAUCCGCGCCUGGAUGAAGCAGGUGCGCGAGAUCGCCUACGUCGCCGAGGACUGCGUCCAGCGCUACGUCCGCAUGGACCACCACGGCAUCGACCGGGGCGGGUGCGCGGGCACGCUGGCCACGGCGUGCCUCUUCCUCUUCCGGCCCAGGACGUACGGACAGAUCCGCGAGCUCGGCGAGCAGAUCACCGAGCUCAAGGCCCUCGUGCACGAGGUCAGCGAGAGGCGGCAGCGCUACGACGUCAAAGUCCCGGCCGGCCAUGACCGCAGGCUGGUGCAGCAGAACGAGCCGUCGUCUGACCAGGCCGAGGAGAGGAGGGAGGGCUUCGUGCGCGCGCUGGAAAAGGAGCUGCAAGAAGAGGAGAGGACGGCGAGGGCCCGGGCCCAGGAGGCCCCCGGGCCCAGCCUGCUUGGACGUUCAUCACUUGUCAUCCGCGCGCGCACCAAGAUGCAAGACGCUAUCGCAGCAGUCCCAUCUGCUGUUCUGGGACUCGGCAACGGCAAUGAUGCCGUUGCCCAGCUUCCUGCUGUCGUCGUAGGCCGAUCAUCUGAAGCUGCUGCCACAGUACGUGUCAUUCUCAGCAAAUGCAGCUGCCCUCCCGCCGGUGUUGGUGCAGCCGAAGAAGCUCAAGGUGGUGGUGGUCUAUCUGAAGCAGAGGCAUUCAGAUGCACCAAGAAGAUGUUCCUGUGUGCUCUCUACGUGUACCCUUACCCGACCAACGCAGAGCUGAUGAAGCUCAAGGAGGGAGUGGUCGUGGAGGCACCUGGAGUAGUAACCGCACAAGAGGCCAGGAACCAGGUGAUGGUCUUCUGCUACAGCAUGCUGUCCACCCAGCAGAAGAGCUGCCUGCAGUACCUGACGGCGUUCAACGACGAAACGGAGAUCAGCAGGACAAGCAUGGUCCGGCGAUGGGUCGCCGAAGGGCUCGUAGGCAAAGAACCAGGAGGAGGAGCCACUCCAGAAGAAGCCGGCGAGCGCUGCUUCCGCGAGCUUCUCCUCCGAGGCUUCAUUCGCGCUGCUCGCCGUAGCGAUGCCGGCAUCGUCAAGAGCUGCCGCAUGGAUGGCCCAGUCAAAGACUUCGUCGACGGCAUCACCAAAAGCGAGAACUUCUUGGCCACCCUGCCGGCCCACCUCCAGCGCCAGCUCGAUAUCCGAAGGAUAGUUCGACGACCUCGCCCCUUCAUGCCGGCGCCGCGGAGGAACAUGCUGCUGGGUAGCCGCUACUGCGGCGCCGGCUGCGCUUGGUUCGACGACGAGGCCGAGGAUGAUGCCAUGGACAAGCUGGUGGAUUACAUCAAAACACUCCCUAAGCUAUAUCGGCUGAACGUGAUGGACCUGGGAGGCUGCACGGGCCUCAGGCGUCACCACCUUGAGAGCUUCACCGAGGUGGAGUACCUCAGGUAUCUGAGUCUUCGGGACACAGACGUCCCCCGACUGCCUCAUGCCAGACAUAUGAACAGGCUCGCGCAGCUGGAGACCCUGGACAUCCGGGGAACAAACAUACCACCUCGCGACACCAUGAGGAUCUGCCUGCCACGGCUCAAGCACUUGCUCGCCGGUCGCCGCAUCACCACGACCACGGCGGCCGAGACGAAGGCGACGAUGCUCGUCACCGUGCACAUGCCCGACAGGAUUGGUUUGAUGAGGGACAUGGAGACACUAUCCCACGUCCAGGUUUCCAUCGACGGUGCCGAGCUGCAAGGGGUCGCCAAGCUGCAGCAGCUGCGGAAGCUCGGCGUGGUCGUUCAUGCCAACACUGCCACUGCUGCAGUUCUGGGUCGAGUACUGUACGUGCUGGCGGGAUGCCUGCGCUCCUUGUCAGUUUGGGUCGUCGACGCCGUGGCCGUCGCCCACACCCGCACCACCACCACCCAGCAGGGGAAGGGCCAGCAGGGCGGCGGCCAAGGCAUCCUCGACAUUUCGUCCAUGCACGAGAUCGCCUCCAGCUUGGCCCUCGAGAACCUGGACAUCAAGGGAAAGAUGAGCCUCCCUUCAUGGAUCGGAAGGGCCCCCAAACUAGCCAACGUCACUCUACGCGACACUGAGAUGGACGGAGGAGAUGCUCUGAGAAGGCUCGCCGCCGUCCUGAGCCUGAGAUGCCUCAAGCUCAUCCGCAACGCCUUCACCGAGCAAGCGCUCCGCUUCAAGGACGUCCAGUUCCAAGCUCUCAGGUUCCUCGUCGUCGAGGGUGACGCCUUGACCCGAGUCGCCUUCUUCGCCGGCGAUGCAGCUCCUAAGCUCGAGAAGAUUGUCUGGGCCAUCGGAGGUGGCAGCACGAUAGCGCAAACACAGAACGAGGAGCUCAUCGUCGGGAUCCAACACCUUCCCAGCCUCAAGGAGAUUGAGCUUAAGGCCAGCUUCAAGGUGAACAAUCUUUUGGACUGGAAGCAGCAGCAAACCACUUCAGCAAAUCCAAGGUAUAGCAUUCGAUACAUAUCCUCAACCGAUGAUCAGUUAAUCAUUGAGCUACCAAAAGCUACCACAGAUACUACCUUGAUACUUCCGGCUGGUGUUAUCAACUAACCAACUGUAAAC
This is a messenger RNA of Brachypodium distachyon (stiff brome), 2838 nucleotides long. RefSeq lists its product as uncharacterized. Lineage: Eukaryota; Viridiplantae; Streptophyta; Magnoliopsida; Poales; Poaceae. The record is from RefSeq and is a predicted model, not a curated record. Bases 121 to 2826 code for a protein of 901 amino acids. Gene Ontology annotation, biological process: defense response to other organism. The transcript has a single exon.